CAGUAGUCUGUACUCACUACCACCAUUUUGUUAGUCAAUUAGUUUAUAUUGUCUGCAAACUCCUCCUUCCAUCUCUUCUAUAUCUCCUUGAGUUCAUUUUAGAUUCAUUAAUAUUACAAAGAUCCUCACACACUAACAUACACACACAUAUGGCUUCCUUCAUGCCUUUCACCAACAAAAAUCUUGACAUAUUCAUGUGUGUUUUGAGGCCGACGGUCGCCGUUCUUGAUGACCUUGUCGAUACUUUGAAACACUUCUCUUUCUUUACUGAAAGCCUUGGUUGCAUUCAUUCUUCCAUCUUCAAAAGCAUCCAUGGCAACAUGAUUAUAUGGUAUGGAGCAUGGAUCAAGAGAUCUAAUAACAAGGAACUCCUACAUGAAGCUCUUUUUUCAUCACUGAAGAAUCUACAUAACAUGGCCAUUUUAGUUGACCAUAGCUUUAUGGUCGCCUAUGGUGGUGAGGCAAGAGACGGGUCUCCGGCCGCAAAGUUUUCAACCGGCGAUACUAUAUGUUUUACCUGUACCCAUCUCCCGUCUAACACCAAAAUGAAGGAGCAUGACUUUGUGCACGCAUGUUUUUCCAUAUUUCAAUCUUGUUUCCUUAGGAUGGAUGGUACCAUCGCCGGCGUUUGCUUAAUGUGCACAACGAGACCUAUGAUGAUCAAUUUCUGUGUGUGGAAGAAUUUGCAAUCGUGUUAUUCAUUUCUACUAAAAAACAAUCAUCGGGAUGCACUACAAGACUGGUUUCGUGGUGCUAUAGUUUCAAUGAAGUAUGAUGUGUUUAAAGUUGUGUAUGUAAGUGCGGAUGAUGCAUGGAGCUUUCAACACUACCCUCCUCAUAAGUUGUUGGAAAACCAAGUAUCCAAGGUUUUAGAGUGAUUUGAAUAUGUUAGGUAGACAAUUUUGUUAGUCAUGUUAGUUUCAUAUGAAAAGUAUAAUGAGAUGUAUGUACUUAUUUA
Messenger RNA from Helianthus annuus (common sunflower), 958 nucleotides. RefSeq lists its product as uncharacterized. The coding region runs from base 150 to 878 and encodes 242 amino acids. The record is from RefSeq and is a predicted model, not a curated record. The transcript has 3 exons. Lineage: Eukaryota; Viridiplantae; Streptophyta; Magnoliopsida; Asterales; Asteraceae.